Messenger RNA from Aureobasidium musti, 189 nucleotides. The record is from the annotation of a GenBank genome assembly. NCBI's taxonomy places the organism in Eukaryota, Fungi, Ascomycota, Dothideomycetes, Dothideales, Saccotheciaceae.
AUGGCUUUCCUGUUGUUAGCCAUCUCUUACCUGCUGGGUGAUGGAAACUUGAACCCAAAUACAGCUUGCCUGCGUGCUGGAGGUGCCUUUGGUGUCUUGUCCGCUUUUGCUGCUUGGUACAUCGCGCUAGCGGGCUUGCUCAACGAGAGCAAGAGCUAUUUCAAGCUGCCAGUGUGUCCACUGCCUUGA